AUGGAGGAGUACGCUCGCGAGCCUUGCCCUUGGCGCAUUGUGGAUGAUUGCGGAGGAGCCUUCACAAUGGGUGUUAUUGGUGGUGGAGUCUUCCAAGCUAUCAAAGGCUUCCGUAGUGCCCCAGUUGGGAUUCGACACCGGUUGAGAAGUAGUGUCAGUGCUGUGAGGAUUCGAGUCCCCCAUAUUGGAGGCAACUUUGCAGUGUGGGGUGGUCUGUUCUCUACGAUUGAUUGUGGCUUGGUACGGCUUCGGGGUAAGGAGGAUCCCUGGAACUCCAUCACCAGUGGAGCAUUGACUGGUGCUGUGCUGGCAGCCCGAAGUGGCCCGCUAGCCAUGGUGGGCUCAGCAAUGAUGGGGAGCAUCCUGUUGGCCCUCAUUGAAGGUGUUGGCAUCCUCCUCACUCGCUAUACAGCCCAGCAGUUCCGCAAUGUGCCCCCGUUCCUGGAGGACUCCAGCCAACUGCCCCCUAAGGAGGGUGCCCCAGCCCCAGGCUAUUCCAGCUACCAGCAAUACCACUGAGGAAGUGAUCACCUAAUGCCUCCAUGGGAGACCCUCUUCAGUUCCCUCCCUGAUGAUCUACCUCAAA
Molecule: messenger RNA, 586 nt
Organism: Elephantulus edwardii (Cape elephant shrew)
Lineage: Eukaryota; Metazoa; Chordata; Mammalia; Macroscelidea; Macroscelididae
Gene: TIMM17B
Product: translocase of inner mitochondrial membrane 17 homolog B (yeast)
Exons: 6
Coding region: 1-519 (172 amino acids)
Biological process (GO): protein import into mitochondrial matrix
Cellular component (GO): mitochondrial inner membrane; TIM23 mitochondrial import inner membrane translocase complex
Molecular function (GO): transmembrane protein transporter activity
Source: RefSeq, a predicted model, not a curated record